Messenger RNA from Acanthamoeba castellanii str. Neff, 1305 nucleotides. RefSeq lists its product as uncharacterized. Bases 1 to 1305 code for a protein of 434 amino acids. The transcript is spliced from 9 exons. Lineage: Eukaryota; Discosea; Longamoebia; Acanthamoebidae. The record is from RefSeq and is a predicted model, not a curated record.
AUGGAGUCGCAGGCUCUACUGUUUCACAUGUUGCCGGUAGAGCUGGGCAUCAUGGUGCUCGAGCAAGCCUACGCCCUCUCCAACAAUCCCCUCCUUUGGUCCUCCUUCUACCACCGCAUUCUCUUGGCCGCGAAUGCGGGUGAAGAGGACACUACGACGCUGAUGGCCGCGGCAGCUGACGAUGAAGAGGUCGGGGAGAGGGAGGACGACGCGCAGGCACGAGGGCAGUCGUGGGAGCGCUUGUGGCUCCUCGACGCGGGGAUGACCGUGGGCGAGGCCAUCGGCCACUCUCACACCAUCGACUGGAAGCGCGAGUACAUCCGCCGCUUCACGUUCAAGGUGCUGGUGCUGGCGCACCAUGGCGCUCACGGAAGCAGCAGAUACGACAUCAAUCUAUGCAAGCAACUCAAGAGUCAGAACAUCAACUACACACGCAUAUGUCAUCCUGAUUGCCAGGCGGCCAGCCCCAAGGCGUGCAGCGAGUUGGACAACGGUGGCUUCAAGUGCGUACCCUUUACGCCCGAUGUGGCCAAGGACUUCAGCGCCAUCCUGCUCUUUCACGCAACCGCUCCUUCUAAACAGAACAAGGUUGUGAUGGGUGACGUGCUGUAUGAGCACCUGGAGAGCGGCGGUGGGGUGGUGCUGUGCUGCUACGCCUAUCUGAAGGAGAACCAUCUCGCCGGCAAAUGGACGCCCCACUUCUACCCCAUGCCCAGCUCCUCCUUCAGCACUCCUGAGCCACAUGCACGCCACCACCCGUCCCUUUGCAGUAAUCCCAGACUGGGAACGAGCGACGAUCAUCCGAUUAUGAACGGAGUCCGCAAGAGCCGGACCAAGAUCGACAACAGUCGGGACACAGCUCGUUGCAAAACCGACCUACGACCUGGCGCCCACGUCGUCGCACGCUACGCCGAUGGUCCGCCGAUGGUGGUGCUCUACGAUUCCAAGGCCAAUCAAGCCAACUCCAAGCGGCCAUCAAUGCCGAAGGGUCGGGGUAAGGAAGACGACGACUCGGAUUCGGACUCGGAGCCGCGCAACAAGUCGGCCAACAAGCCACCAACCGUCGCCGUCGACGACGAAAAGAGCAACAUCAACAUGGAGGGCAUGACCGAAGAGAUCAAGGAGACGACAGAAGCGGAGACGUGGGGCAAGACAGUGUUCGUGAAUCUCUUCCCGGUGAGCAACGAGGACUCGAGGCUGGGCGGAUGGUACCCGCCGGCACCGCAGAGCGAUAUCCCGCGACUCCUCAGCAACGCCCUCUGCUACGUGGCCAGGAAGAAGACGCCCAACGAGCCUUCUUCUUGA